Molecule: messenger RNA, 3059 nt
Organism: Balaenoptera acutorostrata (minke whale)
Lineage: Eukaryota; Metazoa; Chordata; Mammalia; Artiodactyla; Balaenopteridae
Gene: U2AF2
Product: U2 small nuclear RNA auxiliary factor 2
Exons: 10
Coding region: 997-2445 (482 amino acids)
Biological process (GO): mRNA processing
Cellular component (GO): commitment complex; nuclear speck; U2-type prespliceosome
Molecular function (GO): pre-mRNA 3'-splice site binding; poly-pyrimidine tract binding
Source: RefSeq, a predicted model, not a curated record
CACCCUUGCGCAGGCGCACAAAGCCGCUCUGGCAACCUCCGCAGUGGCCGCGCGCACCCUUCACCCCGCUGGCUGAUUUUGUCUCGCGCAACCUUCUUAGGCCCUCCGCAAGAUCAGCCCUUCUUUUCCUCCCCUUUCCCCACCGGAGAGCCAGGUGCCGAGAGCCGGGACCCUGCCCCUUCUCCGUUUCCCUUCCCCUGACCCACCUCUCCUCUGUCCUCCCUCCCUUUUCGGUUCCCGGAGCCGGAAGGAGCCGAAGUGCCGACGGAAAAAGCCGAAGCUAUCUCCCGUGAGUGAAGUCUUCUCGAAGCGGUGGCGGAAGGAGCCGAAGUUGUCCGAGAGGGGAGGAGGGUGCGCCUGGAAUCUCCGGAAAGAGCCGAAGUUUGGAAACGAGCUUAAUCUCUGGCUGCGUCCGAGGGCGAGCUCCGGAAACCUUCGGAAAGUGACGAAGUCCGGGACGGUUAGAAUUGUCGGAAGUAGCCGGUUGCUUGGACAGGGCCGGCGGAGAAGAGCGGGGAGAAUCUGCGCAAGCAGUCAAAGACUGGGACAAUUUGAAUUUUCGGAAAAAGGCGAAUUCUUAGAGGGGGCUGGGUGCAGAAGAACGCGAGGAUCUACGGAAACAUCCGAGCGUUGAAGAGCUAAUAUCCGAAAAGUUACGAAAACCUGGGAAAGCGGCGAAACCUUCGCUUCGGGUGUUUUCGGAAGCAGCCGUAGCUGCUGCUCCCGACGCUUUUCUUUACGGUCCGGAAAUAGCCGACGGGUUUCGGAGCCAGGCCUGCGCGGCGGGGGGAGGGGCACCUCGCGGGCGCGCAGGCGGGGAGAGGGGCGGAGCCGGGGCGGGGCGGGCGGCCCGGGCUUGAUUAGGUAGGAGGCGGUGGAGCGCCGGCGGCGGCCGGAAGUAGCCGAAGCAAGCGGCGGAAGUAGCCGAAGCGGCCGGAGCGGGCGCGCGGCAAGGCGAGGCGAGAGCUGCACAGGGCCCUACGCGGCCGCCUCAGCAUGUCGGACUUCGACGAGUUCGAGCGGCAGCUCAACGAGAAUAAGCAAGAGCGCGACAAGGAGAACCGGCACCGGAAGCGCAGCCACAGCCGCUCUCGAAGCCGGGACCGCAAGCGCCGCAGCCGCAGCCGGGACCGGCGCAACCGGGACCAGCGCAGCGCCUCCCGGGACAGGCGGCGCCGAAGUCGUUCCCCCCGCCACGAGAAGAAGAAGAAGGUCCGUAAAUACUGGGACGUGCCACCGCCUGGCUUCGAGCACAUCACCCCCAUGCAGUACAAGGCCAUGCAAGCUGCCGGUCAGAUUCCAGCCACCGCUCUUCUCCCCACCAUGACCCCUGACGGUCUGGCUGUGACCCCGACGCCGGUGCCCGUGGUCGGUAGCCAGAUGACCAGACAGGCCCGGCGCCUCUAUGUGGGCAACAUCCCCUUCGGCAUCACUGAGGAGGCCAUGAUGGAUUUCUUCAACGCCCAGAUGCGCCUGGGGGGGCUGACGCAGGCCCCCGGCAAUCCCGUCUUGGCAGUGCAGAUUAACCAGGACAAGAACUUUGCCUUCUUAGAGUUCCGCUCAGUGGACGAGACCACGCAGGCCAUGGCCUUUGACGGCAUCAUCUUCCAGGGCCAGUCACUGAAGAUCCGCAGGCCUCACGACUACCAGCCCCUGCCUGGCAUGUCGGAGAACCCCUCUGUCUAUGUGCCUGGAGUCGUGUCCACUGUGGUCCCAGACUCUGCCCACAAGCUGUUCAUCGGGGGCUUACCCAACUACCUGAAUGACGACCAGGUAGACCCUUCGUCUCCUCCCGCCCCUCCCCCGUCACGGCCUUCGUCCACACUCUCAUGGCGUCUUGGCCUGCCACAGGUAAAAGAGCUGUUGACAUCGUUUGGGCCUCUCAAGGCCUUCAACCUGGUCAAGGACAGUGCCACGGGGCUCUCCAAGGGCUACGCCUUCUGUGAGUACGUGGACAUCAACGUCACAGACCAGGCCAUCGCGGGGCUGAACGGGAUGCAGCUGGGGGAUAAGAAGCUGCUUGUCCAGAGGGCAAGCGUGGGAGCCAAGAAUGCCACGCUGAGUACCAUCAACCAGACCCCCGUGACCUUGCAAGUGCCUGGCCUGAUGAGCUCCCAGGUGCAGAUGGGUGGUCACCCGACUGAGGUCCUGUGCCUCAUGAACAUGGUCCUGCCCGAGGAGCUGCUGGACGACGAGGAGUACGAGGAGAUCGUGGAGGACGUGCGUGACGAGUGCAGCAAGUACGGGCUCGUCAAGUCCAUCGAGAUCCCCCGGCCCGUGGACGGCGUGGAGGUGCCCGGCUGCGGAAAGAUCUUCGUGGAGUUCACCUCUGUGUUUGACUGCCAGAAAGCCAUGCAGGGCCUGACGGGUCGCAAGUUCGCCAACAGAGUGGUUGUCACAAAAUACUGUGACCCCGACUCUUACCACCGCCGGGACUUCUGGUAGAGGCGGCGGGGGAGGGCAGGGGCAGGGCUGGCUGGGGCUUCUCCCCUCCAGCUCCCCCUCUUUUCCCCCUCUGAAGACGAUGGGCAGAGGAGUGACAGCCGAAUGACAGCCGGCAGCAACUGGAAUGGCAGCGAUUAAGGGUCGGGGGGUGGGGAUUUGGGGCGGGGAGGGGACGGGGGAAGUGCGCACACAGACCCACACAGAUACAUGCACCCACAGACACAGAGGGAAGGGGUGGGGAGGGGGUGCACAGCAGGGCGGGGUCAGACCCCCACUGCCCCUCCCCGGAAGUCUCUCCUCCCUGAUGCCCCCUUUAUCUCCCCUUUCCCACCGUAGAAACAUAGCGUGUUUAUAUUUUAUGGCCAAACUAUUUUGAAUUUUGUUGUCCGGCCCCGAUACCCUGCCCUCUCCCCUUUCAGGACCACAGCUCCUGUCCUUUUGGCCUCUGGUCCUCUCCCCGGUGUUCUCCCUGGUUUCUUACAUAGUUGAUUCUCUACUCUUUAGUCUCCCCAGACCUGCCCCCCACCCCGUGGCCCCUGGCCCUCUCCUACUCUCUGUGGCAGUUUCAUAUUUGCUAAGACGAAUUUGCUCAUUAAACAUUUUGUUGUAUUUUA